Messenger RNA from Paracoccidioides lutzii Pb01, 207 nucleotides. RefSeq lists its product as hypothetical. The coding region runs from base 1 to 207 and encodes 68 amino acids. The record is from RefSeq and is a predicted model, not a curated record. The transcript has a single exon.
AUGAAGUUCUCUAGAAAACGAACGUGGUCUAAGACGGAGCUUACCUCUAGCAGUAAUGUGCUGCCUCCACUGCAACCUCCGCGGCGUGUCGAGACCGGAACCAGCCCGUCGAACAACCCUUACGGCGGAAAUGUCACUGCCGUCUAUCAACCGCCGGAGAACAACAUGGCCUUUGAUACUCCCCCAGGUCCCCCAGACGUCCCAUGA